Molecule: messenger RNA, 652 nt
Organism: Bactrocera dorsalis (oriental fruit fly)
Lineage: Eukaryota; Metazoa; Arthropoda; Insecta; Diptera; Tephritidae
Gene: Bgb
Product: protein big brother
Biological process (GO): regulation of transcription by RNA polymerase II
Cellular component (GO): core-binding factor complex; nucleus
Molecular function (GO): sequence-specific DNA binding; transcription coactivator activity
Source: RefSeq, a predicted model, not a curated record
GGCGUGUGUGUGCGUUUUCGAGGUUGGCUAGAUUUGGAACGUUUGGAUGGAUCGGGCUGUCUGGAGUUCGAUGAACGACGUGCAAUGCACGAAGAUCAAAUAUUGCGCGAACAAAUCGAACGAUAUAAUUUGAGGCUUCGCGAAUUUGAGGAUUCCAAACGAGCAUAUCGUGAUAGCCGACCAGAAGUUGAUAUGGAAGCUGUACGCCGCGGUGUACCCUCAGGUGGCAUUGGAGUUGGUGCCAGUAUGUGGAGACGUUAAUUUUGGGGAGAAAGAAAAGCGGCGUAAACUUAGAAUAUAAUUACUCUAAUUCGGGACAUAGGCUGAUAGAGGUCUUUCUAUUUAUUUUUUUCAAAUUCGUUUGCACAAUAAAAGUAAAAAAAAUUGCAUUGUGUAAGUAAAAAAUUUAUAAACUGGAAAUUUACAUAUUUUAAUUUGGAAUUUAAAGAACCUGCUUUAUCAGCCCCUAGUAGUAUUCGUGCCGAAUUUCUGUUCUACGAAUUAGUUUAUUAUUUUAAUUGUAAGCAUAAAUAAUGGCGGUUUUCUCAAAAUUAAGUAUUAUUUUGUGCAAAAUAUGUAUUACGUCCUAUACUAAUAAUUGUAUUAAUUUUAUAUCAAUUAAAUUUCCACCUGGAAAAAAUGUAUUACUAUA